Molecule: messenger RNA, 3067 nt
Organism: Diaporthe batatas
Lineage: Eukaryota; Fungi; Ascomycota; Sordariomycetes; Diaporthales; Diaporthaceae
Exons: 4
Coding region: 414-2483 (689 amino acids)
Molecular function (GO): histone deacetylase activity
Source: RefSeq, a predicted model, not a curated record
CGCGACGACUAGCUCGUCGUCACUGGCAGGGGUCUGAGCUUCCCUGCCGGUACAAGCAAGGUCCCUGGGUCCCUCGCCCGAAGUGUCGAGAGCGAGCGAGUGGACGGGCGGGCAGGCAAAACGGGAAGGAAGCUCUCUCUCUCUGUGUGGCCCAAGUUCGUCACCUCUCGUGGGCUGCCGUCGCCUUUUCUGGAUCCUUGUUCCGAACUCUUCUUCCCCCUCGCAACACCCACCAGCCAUUGCCACUGCCAGCCUGUUUCGAGGCCUUUCUUGACCUCUUCUGUUUUGUUACCAAAGAUCCAGACUCGGCCCGGUUGAAGUUACGCAACAAGUUAUAACGAAUAUUCCAACAGCAGCAUUUCCUGGACCGCGCACGCACACACCGUGGUCCGCCUUGCACUCCGAGUCCAAGUAUGGCGACGACCGACCCAGCUGGAGUCGACCGCUCGCGGCCGCUGUUCCAGAAGCUCAACACCAGCAAGAAGAAGGUCGCCUACUUUUACGAUUCCGACAUUGGCAACUAUGCGUACGUUACUGGCCAUCCCAUGAAGCCACACCGGAUCCGACUGGCGCACAGCCUCGUCAUGAACUACAACGUCUACAAGUACCUCGAAGUCUAUCGUGCCAAGCCGGCCGUCGUCAACGAAAUGACCCAAUUCCACACAGACGAGUACAUCGACUUCCUGCGGCGGGUCACCCCAGACAACAUGGACAGCUACAUGCGCGAGCAGACCAAGUACAACGUCGGUGAUGACUGUCCCGUGUUCGACGGACUGUUUGAAUUCUGCGGCAUCAGUGCUGGCGGCUCCAUGGAGGGCGCGGCUCGUCUCAACAGGCAGAAGUGCGACAUCGCCAUCAAUUGGGCUGGUGGCCUGCACCACGCCAAGAAAAGUGAGGCCAGUGGGUUCUGCUACGUCAACGACAUUGUCCUCGCCAUCCUAGAGCUCCUUCGCUAUAAGAAGCGCGUUCUGUACAUCGACAUCGACGUUCACCACGGAGACGGCGUCGAGGAGGCCUUCUACACCACCGACCGUGUCAUGACCUGCUCCUUUCACAAGUACGGAGAGUACUUUCCCGGCACCGGCGAACUUAGGGAUGUCGGCAUCGGUGUGGGGAAGAACUACGCCGUCAAUUUCCCCCUGCGAGAUGGCAUCACCGACGACACGUACAAGACCAUCUUCCAGCCCGUGAUCCAGGCCGUCAUGGACUACUACCAGCCUGAGGCCGUGGUCCUGCAGUGUGGCGGAGACAGUCUCUCGGGCGACCGCCUGGGCUGCUUCAACCUGAGCAUGCGUGGCCACGCUAACUGCGUGAACUUUGUCCGCAGCUUCAACCUGCCCACUCUCGUCCUCGGCGGUGGUGGUUACACGAUGCGCAACGUGGCCAGGACCUGGGCAUACGAGACCGGUCGGUUGGUCGGAGUAGAGAUGGACCCUGUCCUUCCGUACAACGAAUACUACGAAUACUACGGCCCUGACUAUGAGCUCAAUGUGCGACCAUCGAACAUGGAGAAUGCCAACAGCACCGAGUACCUGGAGAAGAUCAAGAAUGCCGUCAUCGAGAACCUGAAGAAGACCGGAACACCUUCGGUACAAAUGCAGGAUGUUCCCCGUCAGAGCCUCGGCGCCAUGACGGACGAGGACGAUGCCGAGCUGGACGACCUGGACGAUGACCAUAACAAGGACGUGCGAAUGACGCAGCGACGGUGGGAGCAGAAAGUCACCCGUGACGACGAGUUCGAGGAGAGCGACGACGAGGAGAUGGCCGAGGCCAACGGCGUGUAUCAGACGAAUGGCAAGCGCAAGGGAAUCAUGGACUUCAAAAAUCCGCAUGCCCCUCAAGAUGACAGUGGCCAACCGUCUCCUGUUGUCUCCCGGGCAGCAUCGCCUGCUCCUGCGGCGGCGGCGGCGGCAGACGAGACUGAAAACGCCGAGGGCGACGAGACCAUGGAGGACGUCGAGGCCGCACCCGAAACAGAAGCCCCAGGCCCAGAGGAGCCCGCAGCGACGAAGGAGGCCGAGCCUGAGCCCGCGCCGCCAGCUGCCGAGGCGACCAUGCAGGUGGACGAAGAUGGAGACGUCGACAUGGCCGAGCCCGUCGAGCCCGCGACUGCUGCCCCCGCCGCUGAGGCCGUUGAGCCGAAGGAGACGCCUGCGAUUAAGGAAGAGGAGGCCGAGGCCCAGCCAUCAGCGACGGACGCAGAGCCAGUUAGCACCACCGCCACUGCGGAACCAAGCGAAGCGGCGGCCGAUGAGCCAACCAAGAGUGACGAGCAGGUGGAAACAACCGCGGCCGCGGGGAAGGACGCCGCCAAGUCACCAGCUGCUGUGGCCGAGCCCGAGAAGCCAGUUGAAAAACCAGCGUCUCCUGCCAAGGCAGAGGAAAAGGCAGAAGAUGCCACGGCGGAGUCGAAGGAGGCGUCCCCAAAGGCCGAGAACGCGGAGAAGCCGGCCGAGGCAGCUGAGAAGGCGGCUGAGGAGUGAAACUCCCGGGGACCUCUGCAGAGCAACCUUUGAGCACAGGGGGUGAGAUGGAGCGAUUGGACGAGGUCAUACUGGCACAUCAGAAGUGUACAGCGAUAUCUGAGUGCUGCACCGAUCUGUGUGAACAGCUCGUUGAGCCCGUUACAAACCCAACAGAUAUAACGCGAGAGCUUAAUACCAGCAGGGAGUCGUCUUUUUAUGAUUACGAAGGUGCGUUCAGUGCCACAUGGAGGAUGCAUACUCGAGUAUCCGUCUUUUGUGUUGGGCUGAACUGGCACCAAAUGGCACCGGCAAGGGCGUCUGUGGCGUUUGGAUGAGUUGGCCCCGCGCGAAAAGGGGCAUCAAAGGCAGGACAGCGUUUUUGAAGUAUUUCUGUUUGAUGUAGGGCUUUACCCCGAGGGAAUUUAAUCAUGAAGGUCGCGUCACCAAGUGUUUGUUUUGGCCUGCGGGUAUCUAUGUGGUGGAUUUCCAGCUGCGCUCAACAUUGCUAAUGUGCCACCAACCUCUUCAGGAAGGACGUGUUUACAGGUUACAUACAAAACAACAGGCGCGCCAUCAGCUGACAUGGCGCGUGUGAAUCCCAG